AUGUCCGAGUAUUCCCCAGAAAUCCCACACCGGGAAACACCUCAUAUCCGCCUCAAUUCAGAACAGCAUGAUGUCUUCUCCGAUGAGGACGUCACCUCUCGCCCUCUAGUCCCAGAGCAUGGGGUAGUCGGACUUGGUGUCAGUGGACGUCCGUUAACACCACGAGCCGACUCCUCUCAGUCAACCGGAACGCUGCCAACGGUAUAUUCAUCACUCAACGCUCACGGGUCAACGGAGUUCUUGAUACCGCCGCAGCCACAGACGUAUAGACAGCGCUCAGGAGAUGAUAUUACAUCGCCUAACCUGUCCGAUCGCUCAUACCGGCGCGCGAGCUGGAGCUCGGUGGGCAGCUAUUCUACAAGGAGAGGAUUCGCAUACAGCACACGGUCGCGUUCGCGCGCGGAAAGCGAGGGCGAUGAUGUCAAUACCCAGACGGUGACGGAGAAGUACAAUAUUAUGCCAACAGACGGGUUGCUGUUGUUCCCGGAGGAUGUGGAGAAAGAUGAUUACUUGCAUAACCCUGACCCCAGCGAUAGGGAGGGGGAGUGCGAUGUUUGGAAUAAGCGGGGCAUGAUUAACGUCGGCGGGUUGGUGCUGCUUACAAUUGGGUUUUUGGUGCUGUUUAUUGGUUAUCCUGUCGUUACGGCUAUGAAAGGAUUUGAAAAGACACAGUCGGGUUACCCUGAUACGCCGGAAUCGGCAUAUUCGAAGAUGUCGGCAGACGGCAAGGAGUGGAAGCUUGUGUUCUCCGACGAGUUCAACACCCCCGGCCGUACAUUCUUCGACGGAGACGACCCUUAUUACCAAGCCGUAGAUAUCUGGUACGGCGUGACCCAGGACUUAGAGUGGUACGACCCCGACGCCGUAACAACCCGUGACGGCGUCCUCGAAAUUCGCUUCGACACUUUCCCCAAUCACGACUUGGAAUACCGCUCUGGCAUGCUCCAAAGUUGGAACAAGCUCUGCUUCUCUGGCGGCCGCCUGGAAGCUAGCAUCUCGCUCCCUGGCAAUGGCGAGGUUUCCGGCUUCUGGCCUGGCUUCUGGGCAAUGGGGAAUCUGGGACGUCCUGGGUACGCUGCUACCACGGAGGGCAUGUGGCCAUACAGCUACUAUGACGAGUGCGACGCCGGGAUCACGCCGAAUCAAAGUUCUACGGAUGGCAUAAGUUGGCUCCCGGGCAUGCGUUUGCCGGCGUGUACAUGUCCGGGUUCGGACCAUCCCAGCCCUGGACGGUCUCGUUCUGCGCCAGAAAUUGAUGUAAUUGAGGCCAGUGUUUCGCCGCUGAAUGGCGAUGCCGACAAGAUGGUGGGAUCGGUGUCGCAAAGUUUGCAGAUGGCACCAUUUGAUAUUUGGUAUAUGCCUGAUUAUGACUUCACCGCCGUCUACGACCCCUCCAUAACCCAAAUAAACACCUAUCGCGGCGGGCCCUACCAACAAGCCAUGUCCGGCGUCACAAACCUCAACAACGAUUGGUACAACGGCAAAGCAUACCAAAUCUACGCCUUCGAAUACACUCCAGGGAUUCAAGGGAACGUGAGCUGGUUUGUCGGCGCCGACAAGACAUGGACGCUUGACGGGCGAGCUAUCGGUCCAAACGGCAACGUAGGGCAGCGCGUUAUCCCGCUUGAGCCGUUGUCCAUCAUCAUGAAUCUAGGCAUGGCGUGGAACUUUGCGCCCAUUGACGAUGACAUUCAGAAAUAUACGCCGGCGUACUUGCGGUUUGAUUAUAUUCGCAUCUAUCAGGACCCAGAUGCUAUCAGUGUGACUUGUGAUCCGGAGGGUUGGGAGACGACAGAGUAUAUCGAAAAGCAUCCGAAGGCGUACAUGGAUGCUAACAAGACCCAUUGGGCUGAUGCUGGAUAUGAAUGGCCGACAAACACGCUUAUGCAUAAAUGCUGA
This is a messenger RNA of Aspergillus nidulans FGSC A4, 1899 nucleotides long. Its product is annotated as SKN1/KRE6 family beta-glucan synthesis-associated protein. Gene Ontology annotation, molecular function: hydrolase activity, hydrolyzing O-glycosyl compounds. Gene Ontology annotation, cellular component: membrane; plasma membrane. Gene Ontology annotation, biological process: carbohydrate metabolic process. The coding region runs from base 1 to 1899 and encodes 632 amino acids. The record is from RefSeq and is a predicted model, not a curated record. The transcript is spliced from 7 exons. NCBI's taxonomy places the organism in Eukaryota, Fungi, Ascomycota, Eurotiomycetes, Eurotiales, Aspergillaceae.